Molecule: messenger RNA, 1976 nt
Organism: Nilaparvata lugens (brown planthopper)
Lineage: Eukaryota; Metazoa; Arthropoda; Insecta; Hemiptera; Delphacidae
Exons: 2
Coding region: 84-1445 (453 amino acids)
Biological process (GO): proteolysis
Molecular function (GO): serine-type endopeptidase activity
Source: RefSeq, a predicted model, not a curated record
GUUAAUACAUUCAAUGAGAAGAGAAAUGAAGUCUUCUCUAUUUCAGGGACAAUUUCCACAACUGUACUUGUCACACGAUCAAGAUGUUUCAGGGAAGUUACAACACAUUAAUAUUUCUUCUACUAGUCUUUAUUUUAGAUGCAGAUGUGCUCUCCGAGGUAAUAUCUAGUGGAUCCAGAAACAUCUCAAGGGAAGCAUGUAUGAUUCCAGCAUCGAAAGACCACUAUUAUGUUUCCUUUGAUGAAUCCAGACCCCUCCAUUCGGGAACAGAUAAGGUAGAAGGAGAUGGACAAACGGCUGUGAAAGUGAAAUGUUUCAGUUCCCUAAAACACAUUACAGAUGAUGUAGUAAUUUGUUUCGAUGGACAAUGGUACCCAGCCGAUCAUGGAUGUGAGGCAAAAGUCUGCAAACCGGUUCAUAACACUACCACAACAAAUUACACCUGUACCUCUCCAGAAGGCAGGGAAAUUAGUUGCGCUGUACCGGUUCCAAUAAACUCCCAGAUCACAAUUCACUGUGCACACUGGAGAUUCACCAAUCCGAACCUAGAAAAUAACACAAAAUUAUGUUUGGACGGUGGUUGGCAAGAGUGGAAACCAUGUGAACCAACAUGUGGGAGGGUGAAACCUUUCACGGAUUUCAUCCAAAUUCCAAAGAUUGAGAGAGAAUUGUAUCUCAACCCUUGGCAUGUUAUAAUCUAUCGUUUAGUGGACAAAAGAUGGACUCAAAAGUGUGUAGGUACCAUCCUGAGUAGUCUUACAAUCAUCACAGCCAGUGUAUGUUUCGAUCCAGAGGGGAAAUCGAUAGAUGAGAGGACAGUUAAGGUUGCUGCAGGUCAGUUUCACGAUUUCAAAACUGCACAAUCUUUAUCCCACAUCUAUGAUGUUCAUAGGAUCUCCAUUGAGACUUCUGACUCUUCUUCGAUUGCCAUGGUAUACACUGAGACCCAUAUCCAGUUCAAUGACACGGUUGGUGAUGUUUGUUACUACUACGAUAAAACUUUGAAUCCUGCAAAGGAAUUCGGUUUGCAGAUGGCAGUCUUGAUAGAGAACACUAACACAGGAACCAUUGUGAAGGACACAGAGUUGAUGAAUUAUUCACAAUGUCCAUCCUCAACGACCAGUAAAUUCAACAAAAAUUCAAUACUAUCAAUUUUUGAUAAUUUCUUCAAGCCUAUUGAUCAGAUAUGUGCGGAGUUUAGGAGUGGCAGAAAGUUUGACCCCAGAGACAUUGGAGCAGGACUUGUGUUCCAGAAACCGGGUAAACGUGCAGAGUUCUAUUUGAAAGGGGUGCUUUGUGGUUCAAGUGAAAAUGGUAAAGUUCUAAAUUUUUUGGACACUUCAAACAUGGAUAGGGAGCAAAUGAUUCAUAAGUUUGUGGAAAUGGGUCUGGGUUUACAACAUAUGUUUAAAAUGUCGAAGAAAUUGUUGUCGAUAUUGCCAUGAUUGGGUUAGAUCAUAGAGAAUAUAUAGUUGAAGAAGAUAUUGCCAAAAAUCACAUACAAAUACUUGUAGAAUAUAAUCAUUAGAGUUAUGCGAUAUACAAUGACCUACAAAUGGACAUUGAUUGUAACUUGCACAACAAUAAUUAUCAAUGUAAUAUUCGGCACUGCCAACAUAAGAUUUCUUGUGUGUAUUUAUAUGUGCCAAGGUAUAGGGCGUUUAUGUUCCAAAUUUCACUGGUGACUCAAGCCGAUAGUUCUAUUAUUAAUUUUUCGUGGAACUAUGUGACGCUGGUAGUCUCUCACACUGUGCCGUUCUUACACUCUCACCCCCAAAAAACAGUAAUAAUGAACAGUAGUCAAAAGUAAUCAGCUUAAGCUAAAAAAAAUCGGCUUGAAAUUUGGAACAUAAACUGUUCAUACCAUGAGAUAUCCACGUCAUUAUUGAGUUAGAUGGACUGCCUCAAUUGAAUUCACUCAGAAAUAUUAUUGAUACAGAAUUGAUCAAUUGAAUGAAAUUACGAUGGAAAAUAGA